UACAGUAGACCUCAGACGGCGUGUUCUUCCCCAUCCUCACAAUGGCGAACUCCAAAUUUGAAUACGUCAAGAGCUUUGAGCAGCCUGACUUCCUUUUGCCAAACACCUGGAUCGUCGUCCGCAUAGACGGGCGAGGUUUCACCAAACUAUGUGCAAAGUAUGGCUUUGAAAAGCCAAACGACAAGAGGGCCAUAGACCUCAUGAACGCCGCCGCCAGGGUUGUCGUCACCGAGCUUCCAGACAUCACCAUCGCCUACGGCGUCAGCGACGAGUACAGCUUCGUGUUUCACAAAUCAUGUACCCUCUUUGAGAGGAGAGCCAGCAAGAUCUCAAGCACAGUCGUGUCCACGUUCACGGCCAACUACGUCCACUUGUGGUCGCAGUAUUUCCCAGAUACCCCGCUCACCUCACCUCUGCCGAGCUUUGAUGGAAGAGCAGUGUGCUAUCCUACCGUGUCAAACCUGAGAGACUACAUGAGCUGGCGCCAAGUCGAUUGCCACAUCAACAACCUCUACAACACAGCAUUCUGGGCUUUGAUCCAAUUAGGUGGCCUCGACAACAGAGAAGCAGAGAAACUCCUGGCGGGAACCGUAUCCGGAGACAAGAACGAGAUACUCUUCUCCAAAUUCAAAAUCAACUACAACAACGAGCCCGAGAUCAACAAGAAAGGCAGCGUAGUCUUCCGAGAUUACGAGCUCGUCGAACCGGGCACCCACAACGCCGCGCAGGCAGCAGAUGCGCUCGCGGAGCCCGUCCAACAGAGCAAGACGCAAGCGGAAAAGGACAAGAAGAAGCGCACAAAGGCCCGCGUCGUCAUCGAGCACCUCGACAUCAUCAAGGAUGACUUCUGGGACAGGAGGCCAUGGCUACUUUCCAACAAGCCAGGCAAGACCCCCAAGGAGCCUUGAACCCCAUCAGACAUGGUUUAAAUAUCCAAGUCCGCCAUUGACUUCGCCCGCAAGCUCUCCCGGUGUGCACGAUGGGCAAAACAUGGAGGCAAAGACACCCAGACAAGCGUAGAUCCGCAAACAGAGGUAGAAGGAGAGGAGGAAGAAGAAGGGGGGAACGUGACAUGCAACGAGCAACAAGGCCCGGAAGUAGAUCCGAAAUUUAUUCUGAAGAUACCAGAAUUUGGACGAGCUUGGUCCGUAUGCUUUCACUCAAGAUGAAGCUCAAAUUAGAGGAAUUUGAAACAGCGCAGUCGCUGAUU
Molecule: messenger RNA, 1210 nt
Organism: Colletotrichum phormii
Lineage: Eukaryota; Fungi; Ascomycota; Sordariomycetes; Glomerellales; Glomerellaceae
Product: tRNAHis guanylyltransferase
Exons: 7
Coding region: 42-908 (288 amino acids)
Biological process (GO): tRNA modification
Molecular function (GO): magnesium ion binding; tRNA guanylyltransferase activity
Source: RefSeq, a predicted model, not a curated record